CCAAAAGAAAAGAAGACAAAUCCAUCACCCUCGCCGGCGCGAUGGGGUUUGAUCGAGGGACAGAAACGCGAAGACUCGGCUGGAUUUCAUGCGAAGCAGAAGAGGGAGGUAAGAGCAAGAAAGCGGGAAGGAAAGAGGGACAUAACAUCUUCCUAUCUGUUUCCUCUCUGCGCUUUUUCUUCUCUGCGUUUCGCUCUUCAUGUUCCUGCCCGUUUAUGAUCAUAUCCAUCACCAGCAUUUCCGUGCAAACUACGGAUGAAUGAGCAUUUAUUGUUGUCGAAGAUAAAUAUUGGAUUUGCUGCAGCGGCGAAGUGAUGGUGCCGAAUCGCGGCAGGAUGAGGAGACUGUAUCAAGUUUGGAAGGGAAAUAAUAGGUUCUUUUGUGGUGGAAGACUUAUAUUUGGCCCUGAUGUGGGUUCGUUAAUGUUAUCUGUGGUUUUGAUAGUUGGUCCAACAAUAACAUUUUGUUAUCAAAUAGUUAUGAAAAUUCAAAAUCGUGACCCUCAUCACUAUGUACUUGGGAUGCCUGCUCUAAUCGUGACCAUCGUCACCAUGCUUGCGGAUUUGAUCUUUCUCCUCCGAACAUCAAGUAGAGAUCCAGGUAUAAUACCAAGGAAUUCUCAAUCAUUACAUUUCGAAACAUCUGAUGCCAACACUCCUUCAAUAGAAUGGAUCAAUGGAAGAACACCCCGCAUGAGAUUUCCCCCAACAAAAGAGGUUAUCGUUAAUGGUUUCGUCGUCAAGCUAAAAUAUUGUGAAACAUGCAUGCUUUUUCGACCACCCCGCACUUCUCAUUGUUCCACCUGUAACAACUGUGUUCAAAAGUUUGAUCAUCACUGCCCAUGGGUUGGUCAAUGCAUUGGACUACGGAACUACCGAUUUUUUCUCUUGUUUAUAUCAACUUCAACUUUCCUGUGCGUAUAUGUCUUCACUCUUUCUUCUAUUAACAUCUUUCAAGAGAGGAAAAACUAUCACUACUCUACUAUGAAGCUGAUGUUGGGAGAGAUUAUUUCAGUGAUUCUGAUGUUAUAUACUUUUCUAUUAGUCUGGUUUGUGGGUGGACUGACCGUCUUCCAUCUAUAUCUAAUCUACACAAAUCAGACAACUUAUGAGAAUUUUCGAUACCGAUUUGAGAAGAGUGAUAAUCCGUUCAAUAAGAGUUUUAUAGAAAAUAUAAAGGAAGUGUUCUUCUCAAGAAUUGAACCCUCGAAGAACAAUUUUCGAGCAUGGGUGCUUGAUGAACCAAUGGGAAGCAUUACAUAUUCGCCGCAUUUGGGGAUCGAUGUCAUUAGCAUGAGUGACAAGUUUGAUGCUGAAAUGGGUGGAAAGAUGCCCAAUCCUACCAUACUACACAACUUGGGUCAUAAUGAAUGCCACAAAAAGACUGAGAGACUUCAAGGAAAUUCACAAGGUCCUCUAAUUUCAGCUAAAAUUCAGGAAAAUGAUCGUCAAGGAUCAAAAGGAAAAAAACACAGUUUUGCAGAUAAAGAUGAAAGCUCGGCGGAGUGCAGGGAUCGAAAGAUUGAAAAUGAAACAGUUAUAGAUGUUGUGGCUAAUGAGGAACUUGGCUCAAGUACAACAGUUGUUGCUGCUGCUGAUCAAGCUGUAAAUAUGCACCAAUCUCAGGGUUCUUCUUUAAAUAAAGAAUUUUUUGGACCAUAAAUUUUGGCGUUCAAUGCUGCGACCAAUGGUGAAAAAUGCAAACUAAUAUGUUUUAUGCGUUCGUUCCGUCCGUUCAAUUGUUAUAGUUUGAGACUCGGACCUGCAAUAUUGUCAUCAUCAAUAUGAUUUAGAAAAUAAACAAUGACGGUAACUUUACUACAUUUGUGCAUUAUUUCAACAUAUUUAUGGAUUACUUGCUGUUUUAUUUUGUACAUAAAUAUACCAUCCUAU
This is a messenger RNA of Phalaenopsis equestris, 1892 nucleotides long. Its product is annotated as probable protein S-acyltransferase 1. The transcript is spliced from 6 exons. Bases 315 to 1661 code for a protein of 448 amino acids. Gene Ontology annotation, biological process: peptidyl-L-cysteine S-palmitoylation; protein targeting to membrane. Lineage: Eukaryota; Viridiplantae; Streptophyta; Magnoliopsida; Asparagales; Orchidaceae. Gene Ontology annotation, molecular function: protein-cysteine S-palmitoyltransferase activity. Gene Ontology annotation, cellular component: endoplasmic reticulum; Golgi apparatus. The record is from RefSeq and is a predicted model, not a curated record.